Hymenoscyphus albidus is the source of this 3231-nucleotide messenger RNA. The record is from the annotation of a GenBank genome assembly. Lineage: Eukaryota; Fungi; Ascomycota; Leotiomycetes; Helotiales; Helotiaceae.
GCUAUCAAUACAGGCAGCUGUACCUAUUGCAUGUUAAUCUUGCCUGAGAACAAGGUUUCCUGAGAAUCAUCUGAAUCUCCCGUCAAUCCCAUCAGUUUCCAUUGUCUCGUUUUGAGACAAAUCACGUGCAUAUAGCUUAUCGGCUUAGCCUCAUCUCCUUCCGACAACCUUCUGGAACAGGGAUCUUUAAGAGACACUUGACGAGAUCAGACUGCGCCUCCAACAAUGUGCAAAGGGUCAUGACCUCCCGAUCAUCUUCUUUCAAUGUGCCCACUCCUGGCCUGUACCGACGCGGCUCCUCUGUGAGCUCUAGAAUAUCCCAUGCCAUCUCCAAUGCUGAACAAGGCGGAGCUUCUGGGCCGACGAAUGCGGAAGUUCAGAUAGACGAAGAGAUUGAUGAAAUCAAACGUUAUGAGGUACGUUGUGUCUUACAAUGCAAAGUCAGCUAUGAGGUACAAUUUCUAAUGGCAGAUAGGAUUUUACGACUAUAGGUACGUCUGGCGCAAAACUGAUAGAUGGAGAGGUGUUGACAACGAGUAGAUUGGGUACAAGAUGCUGCGAAGGAACAAAUACAGAGGAAAGUCCGGCGGAAAGAGACUGCCGGGUUUUUCGAACGAGGUGGGCAUGCGGGAUGGCGUUACAAAUUUUGGGAAUCUUAUGAUGCGGCGCAAGCUUGGAUUGUGGUUACUUUGAUAGGUAUGCGAUUAUUGUCAUCAGUCAAUCGUUGGAUGCUAAUACUGGACAGGCGUGGCGAUUGGCAUGAAUGCGGCGUUUUUGAAUAUCAUCACGGAAUGGCUUUCGGACAUAAAAUUGGGUUACUGCGAUACGGCGUUCUAUCUCAAUGAGAAUUUCUGUUGCUGGGGGGAGGACAGCUGUGAGAACUGGCAUCGCUGGAGCUCUUUGGGCCCCAUCAACUAUGUCUUGUAUAUUAUGUUUGCUGUUAGUAUAUCUUGGAAUAUCAUCAAAAUCUUGCUAACUAUUCUAGACAAUUUUCGCUCUUACAUCUGCCAGUUUGGUCAAGCUAUUUGCACCAUACGCCGCCGGAUCUGGCAUUUCAGAGAUCAAGUGUAUUAUAGCGGGGUUCGUCAUGAAAGGGUUUCUUGGUUUUACGACAUUGGUCAUAAAGUCCGUGGCCUUGCCACUUGCGAUUGCGUCAGGGCUAUCCGUUGGAAAAGAAGGGCCAAGUGUACAUUACGCAGUGUGCACUGGAAACGUUAUUUCGAGACUUUUCGACAAGUACAAGAGAAAUGCGGCAAAGACUCGAGAGAUAUUGAGUGCUUGCGCGGCAGCAGGUGUAGCGGUGGCUUUCGGUAGCCCUAUAGGAGGGGUACUGUUCUCUCUCGAAGAGAUGUCCUCUUACUUUCCUCUCAAGACGAUGUGGAGGAGUUAUUUCUGCGCUCUAGUUGCAACAGCUGUUCUAGCCAUGAUGAACCCCUUUCGUACAGGUCAGCUGGUCAUGUUUACGGUUCGCUAUGAUAGAUCAUGGCACUUCUUCGAAGUCGCCUUCUACAUCAUUAUUGGUAUAUUUGGUGGGCUUUAUGGAGCUUUUAUGAUCAAGUGGAAUCUGAGAGCGCAAGCAUUUCGGAAGAAGUACCUCACGGAAUACGCUUUUCUCGAGGCUACUUUGCUAGCAACGGGAACCGCUAUUGUGUGCUACCCAAAUAUGUUCCUGAGAAUAGAUAUGACAGAGAGCAUGGAAAUACUGUUUCUAGAAUGUGAAGGAGGCGAGGAUUACAAUGGAAUUUGCGAUAAAGAAAAUCGAUGGAGAAUGGUAUUCUCGUUGACCAUUGCAACGGUUCUGCGCAUGUUUCUCGUCAUCAUCUCAUACGGUUGCAAAGUCCCGGCUGGUAUUUUCGUGCCUUCAAUGGCAAUUGGAGCUACAUUUGGAAGGACCGUCGGCAUUUUGGUCCAGGCACUUCAUGAAGCAUAUCCGACAUCUGUAUUUUUCUCGGCGUGUGCGCCAGAUGUCCCUUGUAUUACACCAGGAACGUACGCUUUCUUAGGGGCAGCUGCAGCCUUGAGCGGCAUCAUGCAUAUCACAGUUUCUGUGGUUGUCAUUAUGUUUGAACUUACAGGAGCUCUUACCUACAUUUUGCCAACAAUGAUUGUGGUUGGUGUCACCAAAGCUGUCAGCGAGCUCUUCGGAAAAGGAGGAAUCGCAGAUCGCAUGAUCUGGUUCAAUGGGUUUCCUUUCUUGGACAAUAAAGAGGAACAUACCUUUGGAGUUCCGGUUUCUCAAGUCAUGACCAGCGAGGUUACGGCACUACCAACGACGGGCCUGACGAUGAAGCACAUUGAGAUAUUACUGAAAGGAAACAAAUAUCAGGGCUUCCCAAUAGUCGAAAGCCGGACAUCAAAAGUGCUUGUUGGAUAUAUUGGGCAUACCGAAUUGCGAUACGCUAUCGAUCGAGUCAAGAAAGAUCGUGCUAUCAACCCCAGCGCGAAAUGCUUUUUUAGUACUCCAUCAUCUCUCAACCCAACAACUCAAUCACAUGCAGGUUCUACUAGCUUCGAAGGCGUAUCAUCCUCUGCGGUGGACUUCAGUCGCUUUAUUGAUUCCACGCCUGUGACGGUUCAUCCACGUUUGCCACUUGAAACGGUCAUGGAAGUGUUUCGCAAGAUUGGUCCCAGGGUCAUCCUUAUUGAAUACCGUGGAAAGCUCAGUGGUCUUGUGACAGUGAAGGAUUGUUUAAAAUACCAAUUCAAGGCUGAGGCCAGCGAGAACCCCAGAGAUGAUAGACACAUUGUCGAGAGCCAGGAACGGCUUUGGGUUUUGUUGAAGAGAAGUGCCAUCUGGGUUAGCGACAGAGUGAACCGUGCCUCUAAAGGCAAAAUAAGAAUCGGGCGAAACCAGGAAGAAGCUUUGAGAAGCCCACCAAGGGGCCGUACCGAUCCUACAACUUACAUGAUGGAGGGUACAGAGGAUGACGACGACGACGGGGUUGAACUUGCGGAUCGGUAGGAUGGGUAUCGUUGUAUAGAAGAUAGACCGAUACUGAUAUAGAUUUUUUGUCGUUCACUUGAGCUCGAGUGAUUGCCUACCAAACAUGAGGAAGCUGGUAUGAAACGCUCAGCCUCGAUGUUUCAAAGCGCCAGAUGAAGUGACCGGCAUGGCGUGGGAUUUUUCCUUUGAAUAUUCCUUCGUAUGGACUCAAUUUUAUGGUAGCUAACAUUUUCGCCACAUAUGGCACAAAAUGUAGGCACUUAGCUGUGUUCACAUUACAAAAUAAC